UCUAUUCCAGGUGUGCUGACCUUGCCCGAGGCACACCCAGGCAAACCAUCAUCCGCCACAACCGCAGCUGGAGUUGGAAACGGAGGAGGUGCAGGCGGUGGCGGCGAGGCGAGUACAGACUACAGUGAGUACGAUGAAGAGGAGCCGCAGCGGUCGCCUGGAAACCUGGCCAAGUCCACAGCAGGUCCCAAGCUGCCGCUUCCGUACUUCGACCAGCCGAAAGUGGACGUCUAUGUGGGGCCCAAUGACAGCAGUGUGAAAGUGGAGUGCCCCGUCAAGAACUACAAGGCCCAACACCAUGCCAUACUCUGGUACAAGGAUGACAGCCCCAUCAGCAACGGCAACACCCUAUUCAGCACAGUCUACGGCCUAGACACAAACUUUACAUUGACCGUGCCCGUGGCGGCCAAUGCCACGGACGGGCAGAAAUACUCCUGCCAUGUGAUGCCACCCGAUGUGCGUCGAGAGGUGACCAUCCAUCUUGGACUGGAGCCAAGCACCCCGGCUCCUGCUUCGGCCACCGUACAACCUACUUCCGCCGAAGGGUCGGCGCCGGUUUUGCAGGAUUCUGGCCUCUGGAUGCUCCUGCUCUUGGCCGCCCUCCAGUUGGCAGUUCGCUACUAAAUCUGAACCGGGCCAAGUUCAUUUAACGCAAUUCUACCACCGGCACUGAACCUCCCAGCCCGGGUAAUGUUUGGAGAUGCGCACCAAAAAAACGAGCUUGUUACUAAGAUACAGUAUGUCAAGAAAUUAUUUUCACAUUAUAUUGUGUGUGUUUCCCCAAUCUGCCUUGUGAUUUCUUCUACUAUUAUCAUAUAGUUUCCCUAAAGAGAUCAGUAAUAUUAAGAUACGAGUAUUUUAAACACUUACCAAACAUAUUCCUUGUAAAAACGCUUUCUUGAAACACUGUAUGUUUGUCGGUAUAUCUAAGGAAGGAAUCGAUUUCUUGGCGAAUUAUGUUAGUUAGGUGUUGCUUUGUUAUUGUAUUAUAGAAUAUACUACUAUAUUUAUGUAUGUGUAGAUCUUGUGGAAGCAAAUCUUCCUAGGGCUACGUUACUGAUCAACAGAUUAUCUGAGUUAUGCUUCAAACUUUAGCUUCCUCUUCUUCCAAACUUGCAGGACUACUAUAUCGCCUGUAGAUCUGUAUAUGUAUCUGUAACUAAAUAGGUUUUAGUUUUAGCUGAAAAUCCAAUUAGGUAUCGAAAUUUGAACUCUUAGAAUGCUAUUUAAUCGUAUAGGAUCGAAUUGCAUAUAGAAUGCUGCUGGCUUUAGACGUGUGCUUAAUGAAUCUUAUUAUAUUAUAAUUCUAAUUAUUAGUGUAUAAUUGUUUUUUGAACUUAGCGGAACAAACAACGGACAGUUACCGAUGCGAUAACAAGUGGCUUAAUGAAUCGUUACAAAGGAUAUAUGAAGGAUAUGAUUGAUAUGUGAAGAAUAUUACCAUAUGUAUACAUAUACAACUGAAUGUAAUUUUGUCGGAUAUAAAAGUGAAAUAAACUAGAGCUGCUAUAGACCCAGCUGAAUCCAUUCAAAAUGUUGAUAAAGCAAACGAAACGAAAACAAAAUCCACCCCUAUAUAUGUAUGGAUGUAUGGGCAGGAUUCCAUAGCUCACUUUUCACGCGUGGGGAAGGAUGGAUUGCGGGAGGGUAGGCGAGACAGAGACAACAAUGCGUUGUUGCCCCUGCAGCUGCAGCGCAGCGUGGAAGGAGGCGCAGGAGGAAUUCCGCAAUAUGCGCAGGGCAUGCCUGCCAUAUGGUUCUCCAGGGUGGUGCUGGUGGCGGCAAGAACUUUAGUUUCCUGCUCAGUCGCGAACUGCAUAGCGGACAGGACACACCACACACAGGACACUAGUCAGGAACAUAAAUCUGCUUCAAAACGAAACAACAAAAUGAUCCCACAGAGUGAGAGUCCAGCCCUGUUCGAGGACAAUUUCGUUGGGGAGUCCCAUACUGUCCCUGAGAAUUGUGAGCAUAGUCGCUGUGGCCAGAGCCAGGGUCGACGAGGCCGCUUUUAUGAAGCAAAUUUGGAUUGCCAGCUUUACAGGAAGCCGACUGCAAUAUCGAAUGUAGGAGAUCAAAGAUCGAUUGUUAAAGAUUUAGGAAAUAAUAUACCCAUAUUUGUGAAAAUCCAA
Molecule: messenger RNA, 2132 nt
Organism: Drosophila miranda
Lineage: Eukaryota; Metazoa; Arthropoda; Insecta; Diptera; Drosophilidae
Exons: 3
Source: RefSeq, a predicted model, not a curated record